This is a messenger RNA of Cylicostephanus goldi, 306 nucleotides long. The record is from the annotation of a GenBank genome assembly. Lineage: Eukaryota; Metazoa; Nematoda; Chromadorea; Rhabditida; Strongylidae.
AUGGUCACUGGACUUGGCUCUGGCGCUGCAAACUUCCACAAGGACGUUUACAAAGCAGCAAAAGCUCACCUUGCCGAUCGUGUAAUGCCUGUACGAACGGCUGCUUUACAGUGCGUCACUGCCUUGGUACCAGUUUAUCCUCCAUUAUAUUCCACUGAACUUGAAGCAGUUGUGACAUUAUGCACAAAAGCCCUGGAUGGCUCUAACUAUGAAACUAGACUAGCAGUUGCAAAACUUCUUGGUGUACUUCUAGCUACUGCAUUGCAACCUCCUCCGUCUCCAAUAGGUAUGUUGCUUGCUCAUUGA